This is a messenger RNA of Tuber melanosporum (Perigord truffle), 1038 nucleotides long. RefSeq lists its product as uncharacterized. The record is from RefSeq and is a predicted model, not a curated record. Gene Ontology annotation, cellular component: cytosol. The coding region runs from base 1 to 1038 and encodes 345 amino acids. The transcript is spliced from 4 exons. Gene Ontology annotation, molecular function: 3'-5'-DNA exonuclease activity. Lineage: Eukaryota; Fungi; Ascomycota; Pezizomycetes; Pezizales; Tuberaceae.
AUGCCGACCACAGCCCCGAGCUCAAUCCCAUCUCUAUCUCUUCCGACGUGCUCCAAUGCCACAACCGCAGCAACCUCUAUAUCAGAGCUUUCUCUAAACGACACUUACACACCACGAUACAUAGACGUAGGAAUCAACCUCACAUCCCCAGUGUUCCGUGGGAGUGACAACGGCAAACAGUACCACGAAGAUGAUCUGGAAGACGUACUCCAGAGGGCCAAAGACGCCGGCUGCCAAAAGCUGAUGGUUACAGGCUCCUGUUACGAUGAGAGCAAGAGCGGAUACGAGCUCGCUCAGCAACAUCCCGGCCUAAUCUACAGCACCGUGGGCGUCCACCCCUGCAGCGUCAGGCGGAUCGAGUCCCACCCCUCCGGCCCAGAAACCUACCUCUCCUCCCUCCGCACCUUAGCCCAAGAAGGCGCAUCAUCUGGGUACGUAGCCGCCUUUGGUGAGAUCGGUCUCGACUACGACCGCCUCUACCACGCAUCCAAGGAGGACCAAAAGAAGUAUUUCGCCCUGCAGCUCGAUCUAGCAGAGGAAAUUGGACUGCCUCUGUUUCUGCAUUCCCGUGCCGCGGCAGCGGACUUUGAGGAUAUACUGUUCCCAAGAUUACCCAGACUGAAGGGCGGCCUCGUGCAUAGCUUUACCGGAACGGUGGAUGAGAUGCGUAGGCUUGUUACUGCGGGAUUAUACGUUGGUGUUAAUGGGUGUAGUUUGAAGACUGAGGAGAAUUUGGAGGUUGUGAAGCAAAUUCCGUUAGAGAGGUUGAUGCUUGAGACUGAUGGACCAUGGUGCGAGAUUCGACCCUCGCACGCUUCUUACAAGUUUUUGAACAAAGAUGAAAGCCCACCAGCCCCAAGGCAGGUCCGCCGCGAUAGGUUCAAGAAAGGCUUUAUGGUUAAGGGCCGAAACGAGCCUUGCAAUAUCCCGCACGUGGCAUACAUCGUUGCGGCAGUCAAGGGGCUUCCACUGAAGGAGGUUUGCGAGGCUGCAUGGAAGAAUACCCUAGAUUUGUUUGGCAUGGACAAAACGGCAUAA